AUGCCGCAGAUCGGCGAGGUCGACGACGAGACCGCACCCCUCCUCGCAGGCCAUCCACCAGAGUACCACUGCCUGGACCACGACGAGGACGUGGACGUCGAUGGCGCCCCGCCUCCACCAUAUCAAGCGCGUGAUCCAAAAGGGAUACGCGCCGCCACGACCCCGACCACCACUGUAGCACCGCGCCGUACCCCGGCCAUGUCAAUACCGCUGCCUUCGCUGUACGAGCGGCGCGUCGCGCGCCGAAGGCGGAACCGCGAGGGCUUGGGUCUGGGCGCGGACCGUGCGGACCGAACCGACGGUGGUGGGGCCGCCGGCACCGCGCCUGUGUCUGCGUCACAGGCUGCUGCACGGAAUGAGGACGAUCGACACUGGCGGGCUGAACGUGCGCGUGCCGAGGAGCAGCGACGGGAUGGCGAGGAUGACCAGCCGUGUUCAACAGGGUGGUUCUGGUGGGCCGUCUGUUCCUUCAUAGGAUCAUAG
This is a messenger RNA of Apiotrichum porosum, 483 nucleotides long. RefSeq lists its product as uncharacterized. The transcript has 2 exons. Lineage: Eukaryota; Fungi; Basidiomycota; Tremellomycetes; Trichosporonales; Trichosporonaceae. The coding region runs from base 1 to 483 and encodes 160 amino acids. The record is from RefSeq and is a predicted model, not a curated record.